CCUCCCUCCGCGAAAGGGUGUGCGUUUUGAAGGUUGUAUUUAUCUCGCUAACAUCACAUUACAAGGAGUACACUUGCGGAGGGAUAACAUUCGAAGUCACUGUUUGAGCUAGAAAAGGGUGUGAUGGAUAAAGCCACAGCUCCUCAUACUGACUGAGUUCAAGUAAGGUCUUGUCGGGACAGGGUACGGCGCGGCGCAUACACGGAUGCGAAAGCAUGGAAUGCAGUUCAAAUAUCUAUGAUCCCCCCCACACAAUUGCAACGUGACAGUUCAAACCUUUCAUUCAAGGUCAACAUUGGACUUCGGUCAGCUAUAACCGCGGACAUUAUCGAUGAUAUUUAUAUUCUGGUGGAACAGGAAUAGAAUGAGCAGCAUCUUUUUUUUUUUUUACCGGUCGGCGGUGAGCAAUGACAUCUUUCGCGGAAGAGAUUUAACCUACGCUGUCAGUAUCUGAAGCAAGAGUUUUCAAUUCAAAGUUGAGAUAUUUAGGAGAGGGUGUGUAACUUGCUAACUAACACAGCGCCGUAGCCGUGUCUUGGGCUCUCGGUUGCCUGGACGGAUAGCUACCUACGACGUUUCCUGCUUUCGCGAACGUUGUUAGCCAGCUUGCUACAGUACCUGGAACUGCCGCAUCCAUCUCGAAUAUCCCACUAAAGUUGUCUAGCCAGCCAGUUGUCGAACAUGGAUAUGUUGUCGGUCCUUUGGAAAACCAGUUGCUAGUGAGGAAAGUGUGUUCAUUACACGCUAACUACACGAGUUCCAGCUCACCCCCCUAAAUAAUUUAAAGUUAUAAAAACGAAUUGCAACAUGUCUGUUCGCGUAGUUUUACACUCACUCACUGGCUCCAGAAGUUUUCUGGAGCGGGGACUCCUACUUCUGGUGAUGUUGAUCUUUCUGGAGGGCACCGUACUGACGCUUGGAGCUGCAAGCUCACCGGACAUCAGCGCUCAGGACAACACUGGAGGAGGACACGAUCGCCGCGACGACCACCGAGGGAUAGCAGGCAGCCACGAACAUACUAACUACACGUACACAAAAAAGGCCUUCCCCGUCCUGUCUCUAGAUUACCAUCACAUACAGGUGCCUUUCGAGAUCUCGUUGUGGGUGUUGCUGGCCUCAUUAAUGAAAUUGGGGUUCCACCUGAUCCCCCGGCUGUCCAGCAUCGUGCCCGAGUCCUGUCUGCUCAUUGUGGUGGGCCUCCUGGUCGGCGGCCUCAUCAAGCUGGCGGGCGAGGAGGUACCCCCCGUGCUGGACUCCAACCUCUUCUUCCUGUGCCUCCUCCCCCCGAUCAUCCUGGAUGCGGGCUACUUCCUGCCCAUCCGGCCCUUCAUGGAGAACAUCGGAACCAUCCUGAUGUUCGCCGUGGUCGGCACCCUGUGGAACGCCUUCUUCGUAGGGGGUCUCCUCUACGCCGUGUGCCAGAUCGAGGGCACAUACCUGAGCCAGGUGGAGCUGCUGCCCUGUCUGCUGUUCGGGAGCAUCAUCUCGGCCGUGGACCCGGUGGCCGUGCUGGCUGUGUUUGAGGAGAUCCACAUCAACGAGCUGCUGCACAUUCUGGUGUUCGGAGAGUCGCUGCUCAAUGAUGCCGUCACUGUGGUCUUAUACCACCUGUUUGAGGAGUACUCUGGCGCUGGUGAGGUAACGCCGAUGGACGUGGUCCUUGGGGUCAUCUGCUUCCUGAUUGUGUCGCUGGGCGGCAUCGCCGUGGGCGCCAUCUACGGUAUCCUGGCGGCCUUCACCUCCCGGUUCACCUCGCACACCCGCGUCAUCGAGCCCCUCUUCGUGUUCGUUUACAGCUACAUGGCCUACCUCUCGGCCGAGAUGUUCCACCUGUCUGGAAUUAUGGCGCUGAUUGCAUGCGGCGCUGUGAUGCGACCCUACGUGGAGGCCAACAUAUCCCACAAGUCCCACACCACCGUCAAGUACUUCCUGAAGAUGUGGAGCAGUGUGAGCGAGACCCUCAUCUUCAUCUUCCUGGGCGUGGCCACGGUGGCCGGGCCGCACGCCUGGAACUGGACCUUUGUCUCCGUCACCGUCAUCCUUUGUCUGGUGUCACGUGUCAUUGGCGUGGUGGGCCUUACCUUUAUCAUCAACAAGUUCCGCAUCGUCAAGCUGACCACCAAGGACCAGUUCAUUGUGGCCUACGGUGGCCUGCGAGGGGCCAUUGCCUUCUCCCUGGGCUACCUGCUAGACAAAGACCUCUUCCCCAUGAGGACCAUGUUCCUCACCGCCAUCAUCACCGAAAUCUUCUUCACCGUGUUUGUACAGGGCAUGACUAUCAAACCCCUGGUGGACCUGUUGGCCGUGAAGAAGAAGCAGGAGGCCAAGCGCUCCAUCAAUGAGGAGAUCCACACCCAGUUCCUGGACCAUCUGCUGACUGGCAUUGAGGACAUCUGUGGACACUACGGCCAUCAUCACUGGAAAGACAAGCUAAACCGCUUCAACAAGAAGUACAUAAAGAAGUGCCUGAUAGCGGGAGAGCGCUACAAGGAGCCGCAGCUCAUCGCCUUCUACCACAAGAUGGAGUUCAAGCAGGCCAUCGAGCUGGUGGAGAGCGGCGGGGGCGUCAAGCUGCCCUCCGCCAUGCCCUCGCAGGUCUCCAUGCAGAACAUCCAGCCCAAGAAGCUGCCGCCCGCUGUAGCAGAGCGGGCCCUGCCUCAGUUCACCAAGGGCCGUGAGGAGGAGAUCAGGAAGAUCCUCAGGAGUAACCUGCAGAAGACACGCCAGAGGCUGCGCUCCUACAACCGACACACUCUCGUGGCUGAUCCUUUCGAGGAUGGAUGGAACGACUUCCUCCUGAAGAAGCAGAGAAUGAUCGAGCUAGAGAAGAAGAUGACAGAGAUGAGUAACUACCUCACGGUCCCUGCCGCACCUCCCGACUCCCCCACCAUGUGCAGAGCCAGACUGGCCUCGGACCCCAACGCCUUCUACAACAUCAAGGCUUCUUCAGACGGCGUCCCCACCAUCCAGGUGGACCUGGCCUCCCCCCAGUCCCCGGACUCUGUCAACAUGCUGAACGAGUUCUCCAAGCGGGGUGCCACGGACCAGGGCCUGGGUCAGAGGGAGGGGGCCAACCGGGAUGAGGACCAAGGCCUGAUGAUGAAGCCGUCCUCAGCCAGGAAAGAGGAGAAGGGAGAGGAAGAGGGGGGAAACAAGAACCCAGGGCUGAUGAGGUGUCUGAGUGACCCGGGCCCUAGUAAUGAGGACGAGGAGGAUGAACCAUUCCUUCCCUAAAAAACAACUAGCUCCUCCCAUUGUGAGGAAUAGGGAGGGGCCUGGUUGCAGCAGCUCCUCCUCCUGAGCGGGGCACUACAGGGGAAAGGUCCCUCUCCUUUCACUCCACCAACACCUCAUUUGAGUUUGCUAUCCCAUUGGUUGAGGAACCAAUAAAGCCAAAACUGUUAAGGACUUAGGACAUAACUUGUUUUAUGAACCAAAAGAGAAAAGGAGACUAAAUAGCCAUCUUUUUUCAAUAGUUGUCAUUGCUCUUUUUUCAUUUUUUUAAGUGAUAGGAAGGAAGAUCGCCGCCUUGGGUGAUCUUGGGUUCAGGUGGGAAUUAGCCCGAAUGAUGGGGGAACAUAAUUAUGCGUUACCAAAGUUUUGGACUGGUGACAAUGUUUCACAUUUGUUUUCAUAAUGUUUACGAUCGUUCUUCUACUUUCAAGAAAAGUUAUUAUUUUUGUCACACACAGAAACUCCUUUUCACUUGGUGCAUUUGAUCACGCAAUUAACUGCUUGUUUUGAAUUUCAGGGUUAAUAUGAGACUGUUUACGUGGUUGUCUUUUGUCAUCAUUUGUCAUUCAGUUGGCCAGAGUUCUACUCGGCGUACUCUGUGCUGUACACUGGAUGUACUUCACGCUGGAUGUAAUGUCUUCACUGUGCUAAUCUCGACGGACCUCUCUCUUCACCACCUCGCCUAUGGAGACCCUAAGGCAAGCGCAGGCUUGGAAAUGUUGAGAUGCAAACCUGGCAUCGCCGCUUCAAGCGUCGCCUCUAUUUUAAUCGAACGUACGAAAUCGGCAGCAUCACCGAGACGUGUAUGCUGUGCAGUAUAAGCUCAUUUACAUAAAAGAAGGAUUGUGAUGCAACACCAAGACAUUUGUUGAUCUUGAAUGGACUUAAUCCCCCUAUAUAUAAGCCAAUCCCUAAAAUCACACCAGAUACUAUUCUCCUCCUGACACCCAGACAAAAAAGGUUUUGUAAUAUUUUAAUUUUGUGUUUUUUAGUUCAAAUAAUUUACAAAGACAAAUUUGUACGUGCGCUGUAGUGGACAUAAAGAAACGGUUGAUUAGUAAAUAUGAAAAAUGUAUAUUACAGUAAAUGGGUACAGUAGGUAAACAUAUUUGUCACAUCAUGUGGUCCUCUAAAGAGGACAUUUAUAAACAAGCUCUUAUUUAAAUGUGGGGAAAUGAUUACACUGCUCUGAAAAAUCACCAAAUUAUUUCCAAGAUAUUUACUCGAAGCAAUUUGAAUAUCAAACUCACAAAAAUUAUAAUUACACACACUUUCUUACCACAACAUAUGCUAAUUGUGCUGGCAGCCAUUUUGAAGAUCCCUGAAGAGAAAGUUAUCCACUCAUGUGAUAUCAUUGAAAACACAGAAUGUCCUCUCAGGUACAAACGGACUUAAUACAGUGGCAUGUUAAAGAGAGUGUACAAAAAUGAUUUGGUGGGUCUCAGGAGGAUAUGUUCCCUUUAAGAAAAUGCUCUACUAUGGGCCAUUUCAGAACCAUUUUGGUGUUUUCUCCGUAUUCUCUUGCCAGUAGUCGCAUCUUACAAUUCAUCUUACUUCUUAUGGGUUUGAUCUAUUCUUUACUCUUGCACCUUAUUUACAUCAGCUGUUUUGACAUUUUUAAAAGACCCUGUUCCCCAUUGGUUUUUAGCACUCCCCUUUUGAAAAAUCAUUUUGGGUUUUUGGCAUCGCUGUAAAGGAUAUGAGGUGUGAGGGGACUAUGGAUCUUUAUCGUCCAACCACCUCAAUGGCCAAUAAUAUAUAAUGUAUUUAACCCUCAUUUAUCCAGGCGAGUCUAUUAAAAACAAAUUCUUACACUCGGACUACACCGGCUGUGCAUGCGUCCACCAUCGCGCGUAUGUUGAGUUUUUGUCGAUCCACACCAGACCUGAUCAUGACACGCAGGUUAAAAUAUCAAAUCCAACUAUGUUCAUUUGGGGCAAGUCAAAACACGAAACAUUUAUGGACAUUUAGCCAGCUAGCUCUUGCUAGGUAGUUUGUCCUAGGAGAUGGACAUUUAGCCAGCUAGCUCUUGCUAGGUAGCUUGUCCUAGGAGAUGGACAUUUAGCCAGCUAACUUGUCCUAGGAGAUGGACAUUUAGCCAGCUAACUUGUCCUAGGAGAUGGACAUUUAGCCAGCUAGCUCUUGCUAGUUAGCUUGUCCUAGGAGAUGGACAUUUAGCCAGCUAGCUCUUGCUAGGUAGCUUGUCCUAGGAGAUGGACAUUUAGCCAGCUGGCUCUUGCUAGGUAGUUUGUCCUAGGAGAUGGACAUUUAGCCAGCUAGCUCUUGCUUGGUAGCUUGUCCUAGGAGAUGGACAUUGGGUUGUUAUUUUACCUGACAUGCAUAUGGUCCUAUUAUUAGCUGGUUCUUUGUAGAACUUUUGACCCGGAGUGUUUCUCUACUCCGACGUCUAAUCCGUAGAUGAAAUAGGGAAACCUAGUUAGUUUUUAGUUCGUCAUCUUUAGUGAAUCUCUCUUCGUUUUGUCUCUCAAGCUUUCGCGUGGGUUUGUGUCUUCCUGAUAUCCAAUAAGGAGGGGACUUGCAGCGCGACUCCAUUAGAACAAAGUUGUAUUUUAGCUCUUGGCUACGCAGACCCUUCGUCACACGAGCGAGCACCACAUGGCCAGUGAAUGAUGGCCUGGAGAUACAGGCUUGAGGACAUGGGUAAAACUAGCUAUUCAAUGCAGUAUAUUGGUGUAAAAUGUGCAUAGCGAUUAUUUUGAUUAUAACCAUUUUUUAAUUGAACGAUGCCCUUUAAAGCAAAUGCCAUGCUGUAAUGUCUACGCAAACGAAGAGGUCAUCGCUCCUCUGCUAACAUUGAGGUCUAUAACCAUCACGGGCAGUGCGCUAGCUAGUUGUAAGCAAAUUCACACCCGAACGCAAGAGCCAACACCUAUUCUGCUCGCACGACAGUGUAAAACUAAUCUAGGGUUUGCUUAAGACUAUGAAAACCUUGACGUGUACAGUAUAUGGUUGUAUAGGUAUUAUGUAUACAGUACAUUGCUUCUCUUUUCUACACAACGCCAUAAGAUCAAAAGGAACAAUUGAAUAAUUGAUUUGAUUUUGAUUCAAAAGACUGCUUGCUAUAUUGUCAAUGUGAUUACUGUCGCUCAUCGAUCUGAACAUCUCAAGGGGACAUUCAACCACUUUUAGGUGCAAAGUACAUUGCACCUAACAUUGAUUCAAUAGCAUAGCAACCCCUCAACCCACCUACUGUACAACCAUCUUAGAUUUGUAGCGUGAUUGACAACAUUAACUGGAGUCUGUAACUGUCUCAACUAGAGAAGCCUAAGAUGUCCAAGACCGUGGCCUAGUUUGCUGGUUGUCACCUUCCUCUCUGACCUCCGUGUAUUGUCACUUUACGCCCAUAAAGAGAGCGAGCGAGAGAGUCUUGUUACAACUGAGGAGAGGAGGGAGGAGAGAGGGGUCUCCUUACAGCUUAGGGGAGGAGAGCGAGAGGGAGGGAGAGGUGCACGGUGGUUACUGAGGUUACGGUAGAGAGGCGAACAUGAGGACGGGGUGACGACGUAAUGGUGUGCUCCUAAGAAACUGUGGCCACUCGUGCACAUAAAGUACUACAUCAUGUGUGUGUGUGCGUGGUGUUCUCCUUUCAUGUCCCCAUUCGCUCACAUGGGCAUUGAAGUGGCGGAUACUUGUAGGUUGAGUCCAGGAAGGUAAAAUAGAUCUUCACUGAAACCAAAUUGAAUGAAUGAUAUGUUGAAAUGUCAGAGCUUGUUGUCAAGGACAGGCUGCUUCGGCUGUGAGAGUUAGACGAGGACAAGGUCUUAUUGAUCAGAGAGGAGUUUAAAAUGAAGCUUUACGUAAGGAUUGACAUUUGAUACUUCCCUGGCAGAUUUUUCUCUCCACUGUAUUGUUAUUUAAACGACCAGAAAUGUAGUAUAGUAUGAACAUGGCAUUUACAAGGUUUCCGAAACAGGUUCUGUAAGUGCAGCCAUAGAAAGUCAACGUUAGCUUGGCAACUAGCCUUGGAAAUUGUUUCUAAGCCCCCCCUUUUUUUUUUGAAUAAGCCUUCAUGCUAGUGGAAGAGCAGUUUACCUCAACGCUUUCCCAUCGCUCUUUUAUUUGGCCACCACUUAAAGACCGUCAAUGGUUUCCUGCUGGAAAGGAGGAACUACUGUUAUCAUGAGUGUUCAGAAGACCGAUCUUUAAAUUUAUACUGAACAAAAAUAUAAGUGCAACAUGCAACAAUUUCAAAGAUUUUACUGAGAUACAGUUCACAUGAGGAAAUCAGUCAAUUGAAAGCAAUUCAUUAGGCUCUAAUCUAUGGAUUUCACAUGACUGGGAAUACAGAUAUGUACCUGUUGGUCACAGGAAAAAAAAUGGGCCUCAUGAUGGGCCUCAGGAAUUUGUCACCGUAUUUUCUUUGAGCAUUCAAAAUGCCAUUGAUAAAGUGCAAUUGUGUUCGUUGUCCGUAGCUUAUGCCUGCCCAUAUCAGAACCCCACCAACACCAUGGAACAUUCUGUUCACAACAUUGUCGUCAGCAAACCACUCGCCCACACAACAGCAUACAUAUGAUGUGUGGUUGUGAGGCUGGUUGGACGUACUGACAAAUUCUCUAAAACGACAUUGGAGGUGGGUUAUGGUAGAGAAAUGAACAUUCAAUUCUCUGGCAAAAGCUCUGGUGGACAUUCCUGCAGUCAGCAUGACAAUUGCACACUCCCUCAACUUGAGACAUCUGUGGCAUUGUUGUGUGACAAAACGGCACAUUUAAGAGUGGCCUUUUAUUGUCCCCUGCACAAGGUGCACUUGUGUAAUGAUCAUGCUGUUUAAUCACCUUCUUGAUAUGCCAUACCUAUCAGGUGGAUGGAUUUCCUUGGCAAAGGAGAAAUGCUCACGAACAGGGAUGUAAACUAAUAUGUGCACAAUCUUUGGCGAAAUAACCUUUUUGUGCGUAUAUAACAUUUCUGGGAUCUUUUAUUUCAGCUCAUAAGACAUUGGACCAACACUUUACAUGUUGCGUUUAUAUUUUUGUUCAGUGUAGUUGCCCGGUGCAUGUAGGCUAUCUUAAAAUCAAAAGUCAGGGUGUUUCUCACCCAACAAUAUUGUGCACCAAUGGUUUAAACACAGAUUUUUCCAUCCAAACAGUUUUUGUAUCGAAGCAAGCCCUGGUUGGUGUCUGAAAAUCAUGCAGUGUGUUUGUAACACUCUCGGCAUCGUUAUGUUUUCGUUCCUUGCAGACAACUAAAUCUCAAGCCAUACAACCUGUCUAGGGACUUUAAUAUUAAUUGGUGUAUGACAAUGCUAUGUCUGUCAUGUUGCAGCAGCCUUUGUUCAAUAUUUCCUGUAGGUAAGGAAGGUGAACAUUUAUAAGUGGCUUCGAUGUCUUGCUUCACUGAUUUCCUUAAUUGUUCAAAUGCAAAUUAAUUUUUGUUUAAUUUCUCAGCUCCACGCUGAAUAAUUUCACAUUUAAUGGAUUGUUGAAGCAAAGUCUGUAUUAAUUCUCUGGCCUCGUUUGGAAGUGUGUUCAGGAAUCACAAGGAGGAGGGUUACCCAGGACUAAGUUUGGCCAUGCUUGUGGUUCUGUCUGCGUUAUGCGUGCUUUACAUGUCUUUAUUUGUAUAAUUGCUGCUACAUGUGAUUUUUUUCCAUUCGGUUCACAUGCUUUAUUUGGGAUCCUUUGCUUUGUAUUUCUUCAUGUGUUCUAUGAUGUGUUAAUGUGCUUCAUUUUGGGUUAAUUUGCUUUAUAUUGCUUCUAGUACUUUAUAUUCGGUUCACAUGCUUUAUUUGGUUUCAUACACUUUUUUACAUUGGCUCCAUGUGCUUUAUAUUGCUUCAUGUGCUUGACAUGGGUCUAUGUGCUUUUUAAAGUCACUCCGUCUUAUGGUUGGCUACCUUACUGGAACCGAACCAGACUGACAUUAAGAGACCAAACGCUCCUUUCAUCCAAACUAGUGACGUUACAAAAUGAUUGUUCUCCUUGCAUUGAUAGGUUGGAGCACUAGAUCAUGGGUAUAAAAACAACCUCGAUAAGGACUACGAUGGUUGACGAUCUGUCAGAAGGUCAUGUUUAUUAUGGCCUGACCCGUUACUGGCUGUACUGUAAAAGAGCUUGUUUUCUUUUCUCCUGCUGAGAAUGGACAGGUGGUUGGACUCGAAUAAUUAUUCCACAGUCAUCAUUUGCAUAUGUCCAAAGGAAUUUGAUUGUCCAAAAAAACAACUUCUGAGUGAUCUCACUCCUGACGUGCACAUGUGGAUAUAACAUCUUAAUUAAACAUACUGCAGCCUGGAACAUUAUAAGCGAUCAACAAAGCAGAGCAAUGUAUGUAGACUUCCUUUCCUUACCUCUGAGUCUGUAACAAUUUGCCACACCAUAUUGAUAAAAGCACUUUAACCAAUACCUUUAACUCAAAUCACUCACGUUAAAGCAAGGAGCAAUAAGAACGGGUAUUUUGUUCACACAGGCUUUGCAUGGCUAGUGUAACACGGGAUGUAUGUGUGGCAUUAAUAGUUUACGGUAAGGUCGGGUACGAAUUUGGAUCUGUCUAUGCCACAUGCAAGACAGGGAUGCAGUCUAACUUUGACUUAAAUCAGACUAGGAUGAAUGCUUUUCUUCGUGAAUUCCCUUGCUCUACUACAGAUGGCGUCCACAGCAUGGCGAUUGUAUUUCCCACCAGCCACUCAUCUUUUUUUGUGUGUUUUUUUUUUCUUCUCGUAGAUCUGUUUUAAUGUCGGCUAAUUGAUCUCCAGUGAUUUGCAAUGUGUACUUCGCAAUAAUACAAAUGUUUUAUUUUCUAUACAAGUGAAUUCAAAUCUAAUAAGUCAAUAUGUAAUAUAAAUAUAUAAUGUUACUGUAAAAUAUCAAACUGUAUGGAAAAAUGACACUAGUGACAACUGUGUACUGUAUUGUUGGUUAGCCUAGCUUAAGCAUUCCAAACCUUGGAUUAUGAAAACAAACUAAUGCAGUAAUGUUGAAAUGAAACAAUAUACCAAAUUAAAGUUGUAAUUUAUCAAAAUA
Messenger RNA from Oncorhynchus masou masou (cherry salmon), 10208 nucleotides. RefSeq names its product sodium/hydrogen exchanger 1-like. The record is from RefSeq and is a predicted model, not a curated record. Gene Ontology annotation, molecular function: potassium:proton antiporter activity; sodium:proton antiporter activity. Lineage: Eukaryota; Metazoa; Chordata; Actinopteri; Salmoniformes; Salmonidae. Gene Ontology annotation, cellular component: plasma membrane. Gene Ontology annotation, biological process: potassium ion transmembrane transport; regulation of intracellular pH; sodium ion import across plasma membrane. The transcript is spliced from 12 exons. The coding region runs from base 808 to 3234 and encodes 808 amino acids.